Molecule: messenger RNA, 1629 nt
Organism: Amborella trichopoda
Lineage: Eukaryota; Viridiplantae; Streptophyta; Magnoliopsida; Amborellales; Amborellaceae
Product: NAC domain-containing protein 83
Biological process (GO): regulation of DNA-templated transcription
Molecular function (GO): DNA binding
Source: RefSeq, a predicted model, not a curated record
AGUAUUUGAUAGGGUUUAAACUUAACCCCUUGUAAUCCAAACCAUAAAUUUAGAAGUAUAUGGGGUGUUUAGGUUAACAUUUAGGGGCCUCUUGUCAAUUAGUAUCAGUGAGUUUUGGAUUUUUCAAUCAGAAAAUGUUUGUUAAAAAAGUGUCAACGAUGGGUUUGAGUCUCGGUUAAGGCAAACCCUUGUGUCUGGUUGUGGGCAUGAAGACAAGGGUUGGGCAGGUAUAAAUGGAGAUGGGCUUGGUGUCCUAUGUCCCAUAAGCAGGGACCAGGGGUGUGUGGGUUCUCUGGUUCUAAAGUUGGAACUGUUUCCAUAAUGAUAACUGCCCAUUUCUAGGCUCCUCCUCUCUCUCUCUCUCUCUCUCUCUCUCUCUAACAACCCAUCUAUGAGAAGAGCUCUCGAAAGCACCAUCCACCUGUGUCCCUUUAUUAAGGGCCCCCCUGCAACUCUCUCCCUUCCUCUCUCUCUGAACAUUUCUUGGAGCUUUCUAAGUCCCCCUCUAGGCCCAUUCCUUCAGGGCUUCUGAUACUCUUCUUCAUCCAUCUUUCCCUCUCUCUAACCACCCAAUCCUACUACAGCUUCCUAUCCCUCUGCCCCUUACUUCAGGGCUCUCUCUCUCUCGAGCAUGGAGAAGGAGAGAAGUUUCAAGGAGGCAAUGGUUAAACUACCCCCAGGAUUCAGGUUUCACCCCACUGACGAAGAGCUCGUAAUCCAGUACCUGAAACGCAAGGUCUUCUCAUGUCCCUUGCCCUCCUCCAUCAUUGCGGACAUAGACAUCUACAAGCAUGAUCCUUGGGAAUUACCAGGGGAAGAAGGGCAAGAGAAGUACUUCUUCAACAUCAAAGAAGCAAAAUACCCAAAUGGGAACCGGCCCAACAGGGCAGCUGCUACUGGUUAUUGGAAAGCAACUGGAAUAGACAAGCCUGUAUUGUCAAGCAGGAGCAACCAAGUUGUGGGUAUGAAGAAAUCUCUCGUUUUUUACAGAGGGAAGGCCCCCAAGGGUGUUAAGACUGAUUGGAUCAUGCACGAGUAUCGUUUAGCUGAGGCAGGGGCAAAGCCCUGCAAUAUUUCAGCAAGGAAAAGCUCAAUACAAAAUUAUAUGGCUCCGGUGGAAGAUUGGGUGGUAUGUCGGAUAUUCUUGAAGAAGAGAGGGCCUAAGAGGGAAGCAAGAGUAGAGCAUGGCAUCCACCUCUCCAGCAAUUACAGAACUGGCUUCAUUGAUUUCAUGCUUCAACAACAGAAUUCCAGAAAUGCCAGGGAAGACAUAAACAAUGAAGAGAGCAGCAGUUGCAGUAGUACCCUAACUUCAUCUAGUUCAAAAAGUGCAUGAGCCCAUGCAAAUUAGUGAAUGAGCGCUUGGGUUUUUUAGCCAAGUAAAAAAAACCAUGGAAUAAUUAACAGUUGGGAGUAUGUUAACCAACUUGAUGUCUCUUUCACUCUUUGUUAAUGGUUAUGAAAGAAACCAAAAGAGAAUAGCAGGAAGUUGGCUUUUGGCAAUGUGGAUCGUAGAAAUCUGCCAAUAUGAAGCUUCCUCAUGUAAAAGUAUUUUGUAACAUCAAAGAAGAAGCCGGCUCUUUUUCUGUUUUUUGGAUCAAUAAGGGGAAACAGGUUUGAGAGACCGAA